Molecule: messenger RNA, 4486 nt
Organism: Spea bombifrons (plains spadefoot toad)
Lineage: Eukaryota; Metazoa; Chordata; Amphibia; Anura; Pelobatidae
Gene: PDE4D
Product: phosphodiesterase 4D
Exons: 16
Coding region: 1-2637 (878 amino acids)
Biological process (GO): signal transduction; cAMP catabolic process; regulation of cardiac muscle cell contraction
Cellular component (GO): cytosol; nucleus; perinuclear region of cytoplasm
Molecular function (GO): transmembrane transporter binding; 3',5'-cyclic-AMP phosphodiesterase activity; ATPase binding
Source: RefSeq, a predicted model, not a curated record
AUGGAUGCAGAGGGCAGCAAACUGUCUGCUCUGCUGAACUGCAGCAACGGGAGCAGCGCUGACAACCUGAAGGCACCUAAACAUCUGUGGAGACAGGAGCAGCAGCAGCAUCGCCAGCAGUGCCCCGCCGUGCAUCAGCAGGGCUUCCUCCAGCACCAAAGCUUCCUCCAGCACCAGGAUCAGCCCCAAGCCCAUGCCUUGCACCCACACCAUGCCUCGCAUGCAGCCAGUGCCCCCCCAGCCCUUUUAAACCAAGCUGCAACCCAGCUUCAGCCCCAAAUUUACCCUGCCCUUCAACCCCAAUCCCCACCUCUGCCUCCGUCCCAGAUACACCCCGUUGUCCUGCCACAAUCCCCACCCCAAAUCCUCAAUCAGUUGCCACCCCAGGCUCACCCGUUGCUCUCCUUGCAACUCCAGUCCCAGUCUGGGCUGCAGUCCCAGUUACACUGUCAGCCGGCGGUGCCCCUCCAGUCUCAGCCGGCGCCCCACUGCCCCCCUGCCACCUCCCGGAGCAGAUAUUCUAACAGCAGGGUGAGGCAUCGCGGAUUCUCCGACACCGAGAGGUACCUGCACUGCCAAGCCAUGGAUCGCUCUUCAUACGCUGUGGAUACCGGUCAUAGACCCGGGCUUAAGAAAUCUCGCAUGUCCUGGCCGUCUUCCUUCCAGGGAUUUAGACGCUUUGAUGUGGACAAUGGCACAUCAUCGGGACGGAGUCCCCUGGAUCCCAUGACAAGCCCAGGGUCAGGGCUGAUUCUACAGGCCAACUUUGUUCACAGUCAACGAAGGGAAUCCUUCCUGUACAGGUCAGACAGCGACUAUGACCUCUCUCCGAAAUCCAUGUCCAGAAACUCCUCCAUCGCUAGCGACAUACAUGGAGAUGACUUGAUUGUAACACCAUUUGCUCAGGUACUGGCCAGUCUGCGUACUGUAAGGAAUAAUUUUGCUGCAUUAACCAACAUGCAAGAUCGGGCACCCAGCAAGCGUUCAACAAUGUGUAACCAACCAUCCAUCAACAAAGCAAAUAUACCAGAGGAGGCCUAUCAAAAACUGGCCAGCGAGACCUUGGAGGAGCUGGACUGGUGCUUGGACCAGCUGGAGACCUUGCAGACCAGGCACUCUGUCAGUGAGAUGGCCUCCAAUAAGUUCAAAAGAAUGCUCAACCGAGAGCUGACCCACCUUUCUGAGAUGAGCCGAUCCGGCAAUCAAGUUUCAGAAUACAUCUCCAAUACGUUCUUAGAUAAGCAGCAUGAAGUGGAGAUGCCAACACCAUCCCAAAAAGAAAAGGAGAAAAAGAAGAGGCCCAUGUCUCAGAUCAGUGGGGUGAAAAAACUAAUGCACAGUUCCAGUUUGACAAAUUCAAGCAUCCCCAGGUUUGGAGUAAAAAGUGAAAACGAGGAGUGUCUAGCCAAGGAACUUGAAGAUGUGAACAAAUGGGGCCUUAAUAUUUUUAAAGUGGCGGACUAUUCUGGAAACCGACCUCUUACAGUCGUCAUACACACAAUUUUUCAGGAACGAGAUCUGUUGAAGACCUUUAAAAUUCCAGUAGACACUUUAGUUACGUACCUAAUGACUCUAGAAGAUCACUACCACGCGGACGUGGCUUAUCAUAAUAACAUACAUGCUGCAGAUGUCGCACAGUCUACCCAUGUGCUGCUAUCCACCCCGGCUUUGGAGGCGGUCUUCACAGAUCUUGAAAUUCUUGCUGCAAUAUUUGCCAGUGCAAUACACGAUGUUGAUCACCCUGGAGUUUCCAACCAGUUUCUCAUCAACACAAAUUCGGAAUUGGCCUUGAUGUACAACGACUCGUCCGUGCUGGAGAAUCACCAUCUAGCUGUAGGUUUCAAGCUGUUGCAAGAGGAGAACUGUGACAUUUUCCAGAACUUGACCAAAAAGCAGAGACAAUCACUAAGGAAAAUGGUUAUUGACAUCGUGCUUGCAACGGACAUGUCAAAGCAUAUGAAUCUACUGGCUGAUCUGAAAACAAUGGUGGAGACGAAGAAGGUGACAAGCUCGGGAGUCCUCCUACUCGAUAACUACUCAGACAGGAUUCAGGUCCUGCAGAACAUGGUGCAUUGUGCGGAUCUAAGCAAUCCAACCAAGCCUCUGCAGCUUUACCGGCACUGGACGGACAGGAUCAUGGAGGAGUUCUUCAGACAAGGAGACCGGGAAAGGGAACGGGGGAUGGAGAUCAGCCCCAUGUGUGAUAAGCACAAUGCGUCUGUUGAAAAAUCACAGGUUGGCUUCAUAGACUACAUUGUUCAUCCUUUGUGGGAGACCUGGGCAGACCUUGUUCAUCCUGAUGCCCAGGAUAUUUUGGAUACAUUGGAAGACAAUCGUGAAUGGUACCAGAGCACAAUUCCUCAAAGUCCGUCUCCUGCCCCCGAGGAGCAGGAGGAAGGUAGACAAGGCCAAACCGAAAAAUUCCAGUUUGAACUAACGCUGGAAGAAGAUGGGGAAUCGGACACCGAAAAAGACAGUGGUAGUCAGGUGGAAGAAGACACCAGCUGUAGUGACUCAAAAACACUUUGUACGCAGGAUUCAGAAUCUACUGAAAUUCCACUGGAUGACCAAGUGGAAGAAGACGAAAGUCAAACUGAACCUAGCACACUAGAAGGGGGGCAUUCCCCCGACACGUAACAGCGUGAAAGCUUUGUUUUGACCUUCCUUUACUUUGUUUUUGGUUCAUUUUUGUUUGUUCAAAAAAUGGUUUCCAAAGUGCAUGAAAUAUGCCACAACCAUGGUCACACCUCACUUUCAUCUGCCAGGAUGUUUGUUGAUCAAAACAGACAUAAUUUGCUUAGUUUGGCACUCAGGAAUAUUUACCAGAAAUCCAUUUCUACGGCUUUGGAAAGCAAAUCUGAGGAAAUUGUUGGCGAAACAACUAAAGAGCUCCAAAGAGCUUUCCGUGGAGAGCAAGUGUUUAGAGGAAAACAAAACUGAAACACUGAGUUUUAGCUUGCUUCUGGGUCUGAAAGAUCGAUGGCAUCAUCAAGAACCACCCGUAUGGAGUGCAUUCUUUGCAGUGUAAAGUAGAGGAAUCUUAUUGGCAGGACGCGUCAUGGAUGGGCGCAAAGCAUCAGGAUGAUGAGCUGUGGAAAUUACAUAAUUUUCUAAUUUUAAGUCUUCCUGAUAAAAUGACUGAAAACUAAAAAUAAAAACAUGAGCACGCAGCUCUUUUGAGAGUUGUCGUGCUCUCCGCGUUUUGUAUCAUAUGUAAAACAAGAGAUUUUUUUGUAGAGCUUACUUUUAUUAAAUAUAUUGAGGUAUUCUAUUUAAAGAAAGUACGUUUGGAAAUUCAUCCACCACUGAUUAUUAUUAUUUUUAUUUUUUUUCCAAAGAGUAACUUGCAAGUUUUCAGUACAAUUAUUGUGCUACACUGGAUGACUGCUUCUGGUUCUGAAUUGAUUUGCACCUUAGAAUUUCAUAGCAAUUAAUUGAACUGUAGAAUUCCAUUCUUUUAUACGCUUGAACCUUUCUUAAGACACCGUCUUGCAGGAAACCCUUUCAUUACAGCAUAGAUUUUUUUUUAAUUCCUCUUUUAAAUAUUGUGGUUAGCGCAGAAGGAAUGCGUUAGGGCACUUUCCCAAACGAUAUUGGAAGGUCAACUCCUUGAUUUGGGCAGUUUUUUCAAAAGUAGCAAUUUCCCCAUAGAAAUUGUUCUUUUUUACAACAAAGCAUGAAUAAUAUGAAUCAGUGUAUUGUGUCUUAUGUUGGCCCAUACAGUGAAUCUUUUGUCCAGGAUUUGUACUAAAUCGUCAGGAUGCCUCAAAGCUUUGUAUAUUAUUCUUUUAUUCGAAUUGGCCUUUGUGCAAUACCGCUAGGAAGUUGGUACUAGGUUCUUCAAGGUAAAUAGCUGGGGUUGUACUUUACAGGCUCGCUACUACCAGAUAUUUCAGUUUCAGUUGUUACCGGUUAUAUAUGAACAUUUAUCGAGGAGCCCUUCACUUCCUCGUACGUGUAAAGUUCUAGUAAAAUCAUACAGUAAACCAAAAAAAAACCACAUAGUAAAUUCUGCAUCAAUUUAAAAUAGAUAUCCAGUGGUAGUAUUUAAACCCGAUUUCUCAAUAGCGGUUACGUAUACACGGUUCGAAUCAUUUAGCACAGUGAAACUGAUGCUUAUGGGCAUCUGUAACUCAUACAACUGCAUUUAGUUGCAUGCAGACUAAUGUUUUGUGUAUACAUUGGCCAAAAUAUUACGGGAAAGGGAUGAGGGUAGGGGAAGCAAAAUAAUUUUUAUUUUUUUAAAAAGAAAGUUCUUUACAAAGGUCUUCAGCCUUUGGCUUAGCCUUAAGUGUCACUUAUUUGUGUUUUUUGUGCAUCUUCACCAUACUUCAUUUGUAGUGGGAGGAAAAAAACCCUUUUUUUCUGCAGUCUACCCUCCAGCAGCUGUACCAGACAUGCUAAGUUUCUUCAUAUUGUCCUCCUACCCAUGGAGUGCCUGGAAUGUAACAAUUAAAUAUAAAGCAAUAUUAUUUCCAAAAAUAAA